Messenger RNA from Rotaria socialis, 1950 nucleotides. The record is from the annotation of a GenBank genome assembly. NCBI's taxonomy places the organism in Eukaryota, Metazoa, Rotifera, Eurotatoria, Philodinida, Philodinidae.
AUGGCAUCUUUUCGAAGAAUAAUACUUCAAAAUCGUCAACGUUCAUCAACAAAAAAAAAUAUCGUCGGUGUUUCACCUGAACCAUAUCUCGAUCUUAUUUCUACUCCAUUUGAUAAACGUCAAUGGAAUUAUCUUUCACUUGGUCCAUCUUAUAUAAGAUUGAAUCAAAGUGCUAUUCGACCAAAACAUCAACAAGAAACUGAAAUUGAAAAACACCAUAAAGAUAUUUAUUCAAAAGUUGAAACACAUCUUACUGGAUAUCCUCAUCAUAUACCAAGAAAUAAUCCAAUUUUCAAAAAAUAUUCGGAUCAUCUUCUUGAUUAUUUUAAUCAUACUUAUUUUACUCCAUUAUCAUGUAAAGAUCAAUUAAUAAGUCGUGAACAAGCACAAAUUCUUGGAUCAAUUCGACGAAUAAUUCAAAAUAUGAAUCUUGUCAUUCGUGUUACGGACAAAGGAAUUAAUUUUUAUAUUGGUUCAGCUAUUGAAUUUGAAAAAAAAGCUCAAAAGUUUUUCUCCGAUACAAAUGCUUUUAUAGAAUUAUCUUCCAAUCCAUUCAAUGAAAUAUUAGAUAAAGUCACACAAUUGCUCAAUGCACUUCGUGGAAAAGAUCUUAUUCGCAAAUGGCAAUAUGAACAAAUGAUGCCAGAUCGAACGAAAUGUGAAUUAGCUCAUUUAUAUUUUAAUCCUAAAACACAUAAGGAUGGUAUACCAGUUCGACCUAUUGAAAGUACAAUUCAUGCUUCAACUACAAAAAUUUCAAAAUUCUUAGACAAAAUUUUACGACCAAUAUUUGAUGAUAAAUGCAAAGAUACAACUAUUAUAGAUGGCACUUCUUUAAUUACUGAACUUUCAAAAUAUAAUAAAAAAAGAAAAGUGAAAGGAAUUAGCAUUGAUACAAUAAAAAAAUUAGCUUCCAUUGUAAUUAAAGAUAAUGUUUUUGCUUAUGGCAGCAAAAUUUAUAAACAAACAACUGGUGGUGCCAUGGGCUCAUCAUUUACAUUAACAUUAGCAAAUAUUUUUAUGUCAGAAUGGCAAAAAAAACUUGUUGAAGAACAAACAAAGACAAGCGAAUUAUAUGGCCGAUACAUCGAUGAUGUUUUUAUGACUUGGAAUAAAUCCGAAGAAGAAUUAAGAAUAUUAUUAGAUGACGCAAAUACAUGGAAUCCAAAUAUUAAAUUAGAUUAUAAAAUAAAUAAAAGUCUUCCAUUUCUUGAUCUUUUACUUACAAACAAUAAUGGAACAUUGGCAACAUCUGCUUAUCAUAAGCCUGCAGCUGAACCAUAUAUAACACCAUUUACAUCUGAUCAUCCACGACACGUUUUUGCAAAUAUUAUUAAAACUUCUCUUGAACGUGCUACCAGAUAUUCAUCCACAUUUGAAGAAUUUAAUAAUGAACGACGUGAUGUAAAAUUGAUGUUACUCUAUAAUGGAUAUCCUUCAACAUUUAUUGAAAAUGAAUUCACGAAAUAUUUCUACGAAUAUAAAUCAACAUCACCAUUUUUACAAUACAUUGAUCAGGAAAAAAAUUAUAUUCAAAUGCGACAAAAAUUAUUAGGUCAACCAACAUUUCGUCAGUCACAAGUCGCAUUAAGUGCCGCACAAGCAAACAAAGAUAAUGAUUUAGGAGAAAAUCCAAUAAAUCAGCCAGAAAAAUAUCAAGACAAAACAGAAAAAAAAAUUUCAAAUUUUGGAGAAAAAAUAUUCAUACAUUAUACACACGAAAGAAGAUUCCAUUCAUGUCAACGUGAUAUGCAUAAAAUAUACGAAGACGUCUUUCAACAAACACCAGCAAUGGAUACACACUUAAUUGUUAGCAACCGAAAUCGUCGCGAUAUACAACAUGAAUUAAUAAGAAAACGACCAGACAAAAAGCUAUUACAAAAUAAGACAACAAAAAAAGAAAAACAACCCGAGAAAACACCCAACGAAAAAAUUACAACAACAACAUAA